Messenger RNA from Nerophis lumbriciformis (worm pipefish), 957 nucleotides. The record is from RefSeq and is a predicted model, not a curated record. Lineage: Eukaryota; Metazoa; Chordata; Actinopteri; Syngnathiformes; Syngnathidae.
AUGUCUGCAAGAAAUCCGGGGAUCCAGCUCGAUCUCGAAUGGGUUUCCAAAGUGAGAGUGAACACACAAGCUGUGUUAAGGAGGGCUCAGUACAUCCAAGGACUGAAAAUCCCCUCAAAACAGUGGCAGGCUGCAUGGCUGCUGAAAGCCAUCUCGUGCAUUGACCUGACCACUUUGGCCGGAGAUGACACGCCGUCUAACGUCCACCGGCUGUGCAUGAAGGCAACCCAGCCCCUCCAGUAUGAGCUCCUCAAGAAGAUUGACAUGCAUGACAAAGGGGUGACAACCGGUGCUGUGUGCGUGUAUCCAUCACGCGUGGCUGAUGCGGUCAAAUCACUUAAAGCCGCCAACUCCAAUCUUCCGAUUGCAUCAGUCGCCACUGGUUUCCCAGCUGGUCAAACCCCACUGGAAACCCGCCUGAUGGAGGUCCGCAUGGCUGUGGCGGAUGGCGCCACUGAGAUUGACAUUGUCAUCAAUAGGACGCUCGCAAUCACUGGACAGUGGGAAGCGAUGUAUGAUGAGAUCUGUCAAUUCAGAGAAGCCUGUGGCGACGCUCACAUGAAGACCAUUCUGGCAAUCGGCGAGCUGGGCACAUUCACUAAUGUCUACAAAGCCAGUUUGGUCGCCAUGAUGGCCGGCUCAGACUUCAUCAAGACCUCAACGGGAAAAGAAUCCGUCAAUGCCACCUACCCCGUCGCCGUAGUGAUGGUGAGGGCCAUCCGCGACUACUUCUUGCGAACAGGUCACAAGGUGGGCUUCAAGCCAGCGGGGGGCAUCCGAACAGCUAAAGAGUCUUUGGUGUGGCUUGUGCUGAUCAAAGAAGAACUCGGCAAUGACUGGCUCUCGCCUCACCUUUUCCGUUUAGGAGCAAGCAGCUUGUUGGCCGAUAUUGAACGACAGAUUUAUCAUCAUGUAACAGGACAGUAUGCGGCCUAUCAUGAGCUUCCAAUGGCCUGA